This is a messenger RNA of Prunus armeniaca (apricot), 615 nucleotides long. Lineage: Eukaryota; Viridiplantae; Streptophyta; Magnoliopsida; Rosales; Rosaceae. The record is from the annotation of a GenBank genome assembly.
AUGGAGAACUCGACGGUUCUGAGAGAGUGGUUCGCCCGAGUUGACUCGGCCAAUACGGGAAGCAUCACUGCACCGCAGCUCAAGAAUGCUCUUGCUGUUGGAAACCUUGACUUCCCUAUCUCAGUUGUUCAGCAAAUGAUCAGGAUGUAUGAUUUUGACCGGAAUGGGACGAUGAGCUUUGAAGAGUUUGUGGCGCUCAACAAGUUCCUUCUCAAGGUUCAACAAGCCUUCUCAGACCGAGAGAGGGGUCGUGGCUAUAUUGUUCCUGAUGAUGUGCAUGAGGCAUUGGUAAAAAUUGGUUUCUCGCUGGACUCUCCCGCUUUCUACACAGUCUGUGAGAGCUUUGAUAAAAAGAAGAAAGGAAUGUUCCGACUAGAUGACUUCAUAUCUCUUUGUAUAUUUUUGCAGUCUGCUCGUAAUCUGUUUAAUUCAUUUGAUACAGCUAAGCAAGGCAGAGUGUCUCUGGAUCUCAACCAGUUUGUCUUUUGCAAAGGUUUGCCUCCAGGUGUUAUAAUUUUCUCCAUGUCAGGUUAUCUGAAAAAUCACAAUAUGAAAUGCGGCAAUGACCAUGGGAUGCUGGGGAAUCCAAUUCCUAUAUACAUCUAUGUUUCCUAG